UAGUCGCCAAUUGUUCAGAAGAGGAACUUUGCGCAGCGCUGCAUUUCCAGCCGGAUGACUUUUGCAGGAGCACCAGGUCAGCGCAAACACUCCGGCACGUAAACGGGCACACAGACAGACAGAGCCGGCUGCUGUUUUCUUCGCAGGAUAAAAUAAAUUAUAUGUAUGUGUUUAGCAUGUGUAUCCGGACCUGUAGCACCGUGCAGCGGGAUAUCUUCAACUGAAUAACUAUAGUGUCGCUCGUAAACAGAAGCUGUCCUGUUUACUAGCCUUAGCUCACGUUAGUUGCUCAUGUCCUGUGUGCAGCGUCCCAAUGCUUUGAAGGACGUAACGUAUAGCUGCAGCAUGUUUGGCUCUUUUGCAUUAAAGUAUCUAUGACCAGUCAAAGUGCUGUCUGGGGGUAAUUUAACAGCAAAGGUGAAUUAUUCCGCUUUUCGCAUAAGUCAUGAAGCAGUUUCUUCGGAAAAUACACAGCAUCUUUGUGAAGCUCGCCCUGUUUCCGAGCACAUUUAGCAGGAAAGGCCCGCGGCCAGCUGCCUCAGAGGUGCUGACCUGCCACCUGCUGCAGCGUAAACUCCCGCCGUGGACUUCAUACUGUGUCCGCUACAGCUCCGUGCAAAAUGACCAGUUCGGGCUGUCCAACUUUAACUGGAUAGUCCAGGGAUCCAACUACCAAAUACUGAGAACAGGUUGCUUCCCUUUUAUAAAAUAUCACUGUACCAAAGCGCCUGUACAGAAUCUGGACUUUGAGAACAAGUUUUUCACCAUGCUGAAAGUUCUUAAUCUGGGUAUACCUUGUUUGGCAUAUGGCAUUGGUUGUUGGAUGGUGGUGGGAGCUGCAGAAACAGUGCAGACAAGUGUUGGACCUGUCACCGUCUAUUUCGCCUACAAAGAAGAAGAAGGUGCACAGUACUAAACCAUGAACUAAACACUAUUUUAAGUGUGUUUUCAAGACUUGACUGUUCAGCUGCUGUAGUUACAACAGUUCCCCAGGUGAUGCUCAGGUGGCGCGACAAACAAAGGUGUCAUCUUGUGUCACAAGUAUUACUAUUGUCUGUCAUGGGUUCAUUUGUGUUUAAUUAUUUAAGAUUUAAAAGUUGCAGAGGAGGAGUCAGUUAUGCAUGUCAUUACACUGACAUACAAUACUGACAUUGUUUGUUCGGAAAGCUGACUUUCCAUUAAAGUUUAAUGUAAAGUUUAGGAUUUCUCCAAGAAUAGACUGACUGCAAAUACACCUUUUCCUGGAUGUUUCACAGUGAUGUUCAUGAAUGUUGUAUCAGCCCACAGUGCAUAUGUCUCCACAGUCAAGACAUUGUGAAACUAUAUUUUUGCAACAAAUAUUAAAGAGUAUGAAAUGACUGAGA
Centropristis striata (black sea bass) is the source of this 1364-nucleotide messenger RNA. RefSeq names its product chromosome 6 C15orf61 homolog (gene c6h15orf61). NCBI's taxonomy places the organism in Eukaryota, Metazoa, Chordata, Actinopteri, Perciformes, Serranidae. The record is from RefSeq and is a predicted model, not a curated record. Bases 446 to 916 code for a protein of 156 amino acids. The transcript has 2 exons.